AUGCAGAGCAAGGAACGAGGCCGUAGAGAUGGCAGUCUAAGACAUCAGAAGAGUAUAACCAUCGGAGACGCGCUUUUGCGUGCAUCUGAACCGUCUCUGUCCUUCUUCCUACACCCAUUGCACGUGAAAUUUGCACCCAAUAUGGACGAUCAAGUUAUCGCUCCGACUGGAGCCGAUCAAAACAAUGGCCUUGUCACCACCACGGCCACUACAACUUCUACUUCCACCACCACUCAACUUCGUCGCUCACAGCGUCUCAUUGAGAACCAGAACCAGAACGGUCAAACUGCUACCACAGGCCCACCUCGCGCAACACGCGCCCCACGUCCCAUCGACCCCGUCCAGAGAAGGAAGAAAGCAUGGCCGCAAUUGUGGGAGCCCUGGCGCAUCGAGGCAAUCGCUACCUACCUGCAAAUGUCUGGUCCCGAAGCUGUUGAACGUCUGAGAACCACGUUGGAUGAACUCUGGAAGACAGAUCCCCAACAAGCAUCUGUCUACGAAGACGCCUUGCCGGUCUACGAUGCAAGAGUUCGUGCUGCCAAACCGAAUGCCGUUGCUGCCCCUGAAGCAGGGCCUUCCUCACAAAACAACGACACGGCUGCCCCUGAAGCUGAAGAAACUGACUCGGAAAGCACUAUCUCUGCCCACGGGACCCAGAUCACCUUCAAUGACAGACCUGUCGCAUCUGCUGAUCACGAAGCUGCACUGACUUUGAUGAGCUUGAGAUCUGCCGGCAACACUCAAGACUACAUCGGGUAUGGGGCUAGUGAGCGCUUGAAGGGUCUGCAACCUUUCAAUCCAGUGGAUGCACCCACCACCACAAGCAAAAUCCUGCCUCUGGACGGCAUAUUUGAGACCAACGUCACUGGCGAAGGAGUGCUCCCCCCUGUGCGCACUCAAACUCCCGAUGUCCCCGGUGUCUCCACUAGAGGGAAGGGCAAGCAGCCGGCCACUUACAGUACUUUGACCACCUCGCCCAAAAACGACGAUCCAACUCUCAAGAAUGCCAACAACAUCUCCAAGGCACUCUCAGAAGUCAGCAGAUUCGUCAAACCGUUGACUCGUUCUACCAAGCCUACGGGCAAUGUCAUUCCAAUUACUUGCAAACCUCGCUCGUCUCGCACUUAUAUCAUCGACAAGGAUGCGAUCAAGAUCGUGGAGACACCCACUAUCUUGCGUCGCAGCAAGCGCAAGAUCACCCAUGAUUCAGAAAACGAGGAUACUGUUGUUGAUCUCACUGGUCAUGACCGCCCUGCCUCGCCCAAGAAGCCGAAGGCCAGCUGCAAGAAGGGAGAGACCGUUGAGGAGUCAUCAAUGCUGCUUCGCUCAAAGCGUAAGGUGAUUCAUGUUGAGGAAGUAAAGAACGACAACCCAUCUUCCCCUGAGGAGAACACCGAAAAAUCAACCAAGUCUCCUGACAAACAAGUCACUCAACAACGCACCCUGAGGCGCCGCAGCGCGCGCAAGAUUGUUUACGACUCAGACGACGAGGCUGAGGCAUUCUCGACCAACAUCAAGAGCACAGCUGGUUCCCAGAAGGUCAAGAAGGAAGAGGCCGAGGAGAAGUCGCCUGUAUUGCGUCGUACCAAGCGCAAGUUGACUCGCGUCAUUGAAGAUGAAGAUGACGACUUCCCUCUCCCUGACGAUGAUCUUCCCACCCCCAAGAGAUCCAAGAAGGCUGUGAAGAAGGUCACGAAGGAUCUAGCUGAUGAAGAAGACUUCGAUGACUCCUCCCCCGAAGAUGUUCGUCCUACACCCAAGAAUUCCUGGAAAGCUAUCAACAAGUCAAACGAAACUUCCAUCGAUGAAGACGAGGAUGAUAAUGAUGACGACGAAGACGAAGAAGAAGGUGCUCCUGUCAAGAAGCGCAAGCAAGCUACCAAGAAGGCAACUUCGACCCUUGUCCACCCUCCCGCCAACCUCCCUCUCAAGGCUCCUGCAAACCACCCUGACAUUCCUGACGGCGCUCUCGCCCUCAACGAGCACUUCAAGAAGAACACUCCUCGUCCCCUCGGUGUUCAGCUUCCUAUCAACAGAAACCGCACCAGAUGGGAAUGGAUUCCUUACAACACCCGCAAGGUCGCCAACGCCAACUUUGACUGGGCAGACGACCAGCAGCGCAAGGACGCCAACCGCUUCCGUCAGCAGCGCAUUCGUCGUCGUCUUACUGAGCACGGCUACAUUCACGAUGGCCGCAAGAACCACUGA
Molecule: messenger RNA, 2208 nt
Organism: Aureobasidium melanogenum CBS 110374
Lineage: Eukaryota; Fungi; Ascomycota; Dothideomycetes; Dothideales; Saccotheciaceae
Exons: 4
Coding region: 1-2208 (735 amino acids)
Source: RefSeq, a predicted model, not a curated record